UAUAUUAUUCAGUGUAUUCUUAUCUAAUCCAGCUACUGCUGGUCAUUUUGUGUUCUAUGCUUCUUUCUAAUUCAAAACAUUUAUAGGCCACUUGAUCUUUGUGACACAAUAACUUCAAUUCCGGAUGCACUUCCCGUUGGUUACCCGGGAUCACAUACAAAUGUGUUAACACUUCCGAACCAUCACGGUUCAAUUAGUCCUGCUCUUCCAACUUCAAAUGUGAACCCAAGGUUAUCAGGUUCUCCUGGUAUGGUACUAGGAAGCAGUUUGCCGUCACCUUCAACAUUGAAUGCCCCGUCUAGGUAUCGUGUGCCUAGACCUACCUCUUUACAGGGCGACGAACAACAAAGAAUUCAGUAUACUCAUAUGGUUAAUGGCAGAAAUCUUCAGCAGCCUGGAGUUUCUGUUCCUGGUGUGUUGCCCGCUGGAGUUGAUCGUGGUGUUCGAAUGAUGCCUGGUGCUAAUGGUAUGGGAAUGAUGACUGGACUUGCUCGAUGUGCACCUGUUGCAAGGCCGGGUUUCCCAAGGAUUGGUUCCCCAGGAAUGCGAAAUAUGGUUUCAUCUGGAAACAUGCUAUCCAGUGGUCAAGGCAUGCAAAACUCGGUAAAUCUUCACCCUGGUUCUGUACCUGGCCCUGGAAAUACGAUGUUGAGGCCACGUGAUCCGAUGCAGAUGCUUCGGCCUGGCCAGAAUUCGGAAGAGCACAGACAAAUGAUGGUGCAGGAGUUUCAGAUGCAAGUUCCACAGGGGAAUAGCCAGGCUAUCCAUUUCAGUGGCACACCAUUUCCCCAUGCCGGAACAUCUUCACCUGUUCAGUCAUUUCCUGUUCAGCAGUCCCAACCACAUCAGAUGCCACAACAGGCACACAUGUUUGGAAAUACGCAGCACUCUCAUAUCCGAGGGGCAAACCAGUCAAGCCCACAGCAUCAGGCUUAUGCACGGUUAGCUAAAGAGAGACACAUUCAACAAUCCAUGAUGUCCCAACAACAGCACCCACUUUCUGCAGCUAGUGCAGUGCCAACUGUGCAGAAUGGUUCACAAACGCAGCCACAAUCUGCUGUCAAUGCUGUCCCAUCUUCACAAUCGCAGCAUAAGAAGCAGCACCCGACGCAACAUCCACAAGAUAGCUCAGUUCCUCCCAAUCAGCCUGCCAAUAGUACAUCACAUAAGCAGAAGAAGCAACAGGCUCAGCAGCAGUCAAGACAAAACCAACAGCAACGGCAUCAAGGUAGCCAGCAAGCUAAGCUAGUGAAGAGCUUAGGCCGAGGGAAUAUGACGCAGCAGAAUCCUUCAGUUGAUGGUACUCAACUCAGCGGCAUUCCUGCAACCUCAAAAAACCAAGUCUCUGAUACAAAUAUGAUGCAGCAGGCCCCAGCGUAUUUUACUGGUAAUAAGGGAUUGAUUCCAUCAGUGCCUCGGCCUGGGAAUCAACCAAAAAUGUAUGCUUCUCAUACGCCGCAGUCACCAAUACAAUCAUCAGAUAUUGGUAAUCAAGGUUCAAUACAGGGUUCUUCAAUACAGGGUUCUCCCAACCAGACCUUGUUAGCUUCCCAACAAGCUCCAGUUCAUUCAUCAUCGCAAUUGGCUACACAACAGCAGCAACAACAGCGGCACAUGAAUCCAUCACAUAAUAAUAUCCAAAGAUUGAUGAUGCAACAAAACCGCCAUAUGAACAGCAAUGUUAGGAUCGAGUUGCCUGUUGAUCAAGUCAAUCAGGUAAUUCCGUCUACAUCAGUUGCAAGGAGUACAGACUCAGGUAGCCCAGGUGUUUCAUCUAUACAACAUCGGAAACAGGAUUCAUCUCAAGAUCCAACUGCUGUUGCCUCGACCUCGCAGCUAGCUAGCUCGCCUCAAGAUAGCUUUGUUGGAAAUGAAGCUUUCUUGUCAGCACCUAACCAAGGCAUGCUGCAAAGGCAAAUGUCAGGGGGUGUUCCUAUACAUGGAAAUGUUAUUGGCACCCAGCGGCAGCAACAGCAGGCUCGGCUGCAACUUCAAACUCAGCAGCAGCAGCAGCAGAGACCUGAUGUUCAAGGCUUAUAUGCUCAUCCUUCAAAUUCGGGAGCAGGAUGAUGAUAUAAUCACUCCAGGUUGAUAUCUUCUGCAGAACAUUGCUUUCUGUUGUAAAGUUACUGUACAGGUCUUACGUACCGUGGAAGCCGCUCAGAUGAUAGCGCACCGCAUCCCCUAACUCUGAAGCUAAUUGUAGUUACCUCAAUGUCAGGUAGAUAAUUGUUUCUGUUCCAUUUUGGCACCACCUUACAAGCAGCUUGGUUCUAGAUUGCUGGAGAUAGCUCUUGUAACGGCGAAUUCCUUUUGUUGUUGAAUUCUAACUCUAAUUUGGGUCCAGCUGUAUAUUUGUCUACGGGGUCCAUGUUGGUAUAAACAGUCUUCUUUUGUAUAAGCCUGUGCAUUUAGCUCACAAGUUAGUGCAUGCAAAAGUCUUCCUUCGGCGUGGACGUCUUCAUACCCAUAUCCAGAAGUUCUAACUCGCAAGCCCUUCUUGCAACAUGGUCAGCUGUCGAUGACUUGGUUCUCUUUGAGAAUCCAUCCAUUGGGAAGCCUUGCAAGUUUGAUGUGGCAGGCUUGGUUUCUUUUGUGCCGGUGAAGUAUGUUCUACUUUCCUUGUGAGUAGUUGGGAUGGCCUUUUGUAGCAAAGUUAAGAUGAUUAGUUAAUAAGAAGAAAGGUGUGCACACGAAAGGUGUACACGUAUUAUUGGGUUUGAAACAAACAGCUGUUUACGUAUUGGUGACCGGCGGUGUUGA
Messenger RNA from Triticum urartu, 2763 nucleotides. Lineage: Eukaryota; Viridiplantae; Streptophyta; Magnoliopsida; Poales; Poaceae. The record is from RefSeq and is a predicted model, not a curated record.